Messenger RNA from Arachis ipaensis, 1419 nucleotides. RefSeq lists its product as uncharacterized. Lineage: Eukaryota; Viridiplantae; Streptophyta; Magnoliopsida; Fabales; Fabaceae. The record is from RefSeq and is a predicted model, not a curated record. Gene Ontology annotation, molecular function: protein dimerization activity; DNA binding.
AUGUUGCAUCUUUACAGUAGAAUUCACCAAGUCCAAAAAAAAAGAAAACAGUAGAAUUCACAUACGGUGAUAAUUCAUCUUUGAUCUUGUGCUCUUACCAUACUUGUUUCUUUAAAAUCCUUUGGUUCUUGAUGUAAUCAAGUGGUGGAAACUCGCUUACAUAAAACCCUUCAAAGUCUCUUAUGUAAUUCAUCUUCGAUCUUGUGCUUUUACCAUACUUGUUUCUUUAAGAUCCUUUGGUUCUUGACGUGAUCAAGAAGUGGUGAAAACUCGCUUGCAUAAAACCUUUCAAAUUCUCUUAUAUUUAGUUACAUGGGCCGUGGAAAAACAGAAUUGAAGUGCCUCUCAACUGAGAAAGAUCGGAAAGACAGAUUCAAGACAAGAAUGAAGGGACUAGAGAGCAAAAUGAAGAAAUUUUCUGACAAAUGCCAAGGAUCCGAAGCAUGCUUGAUAGUUUAUGAAGAAGGUAGCAACGCUGCGCCGAUGAUUUGGCCAAAAGAUUCUACAAAAGUCAGGUCCUUAAUUAAAAAGUAUGAAGCUCAAAAGAAUGUGAGGCCUCCUAAGAUCUUUGAUCUCCAAGACUUCUUUGAGCACAAGAAGACCUUGGUUGAAGCCGAAACUUUGAAAGCGCGAAAAUGCAUCUACAGUGUCAAGUAUCCCACUUCUGACUUGAAUAUCCAUAGCUUAGAUUUCGAACAACUGAGGAUGUUCAUUGGUAUAUUGGAUAACAAGAUUGGUGCGUGUGCUGAAAGGAUUAACAUGCUUAAAAAUAGUCAAAAAGUUGAAAGUAACUUCAAUUUUGGACACAAUGUUGAUCGGUACAACUCUCAGAUUCAACCUAUGAUGCCACUUAGUUAUGAUAUGGGUUCUAGUUCCCAAAUGGGUCUCCUCAGUCCAAAUCCUAUGGAAUUGAUGGGGAGUAAUUAUGGACUGGUGAAUUGUGCUAAUCAGUUUGAAGAUUCUGUGUAUAGUGUUAUACAAAACGGUGCUUUAGUAAAUUCAACAAAAGUGAAGGAGCCAGAGCCUAUGGUUCAUUAUGACACAAAUGUGAUGGAGGACACUACUAGCAAGAAAGAUGAAGAAGUCCGUUUGGUUUGUACUGAGAAGACAAUUGAUAAAGUAAAUUCCACAAAUCAAGUUAGUGAGGCUUUGGAUUGGGAAAGUCAAUUUGCUGAGGCUGAGGCAUGGGCUAGUGACUUUAGUGAGUUUGAGAAUUGGAUGAAUCAACAAAGUGAGCAUUCGGAUUGGACAAACCUGAGUGAAUUUGUAUGUUGACGUUGUUUAUUUUGAUGAUGUUAAUUUGGCUAGUGGCUAGUAUGGUGGGAUCUUUUUGGUUUUCUUAUCUUAUUGAUUUUAAUUUCAAAGUUAGGUUCCUUUUUGCGUAUUUUACAAUUAAAAAAAAAUGUCUUCUUUUCUUUG